AUGGUGUCUAAAAGGAAGAAGAAGUAUUCGACCGGAGAAGGAGCUCAGUUUAUGACCAGAAAGGCAGCUUUAAAAAAGCUUCAAUUGUCUUUAAAAGAUUUUAGACGGAUAUGCAUCCUCAAAGGUAUUUACCCCCGAGAACCACGAAACCGAAAAAGGGCACAGAAAGGUGCUGGAGGUAUCAAAACCUUAUACCACACAAAAGAUAUCAAAUUCUUACUACAUGAACCAAUUAUAUGGAAACUAAGAGAACUGAAAGUUUUUCAACAAAAAAUUAGAAAAGCUCGUGCUAUGCGAGAGUAUGGAAAAAUGAGGAAAUAUUUCAGUGAUUACCCAGAAAUAAACAUAGAUCACAUUGUUAAGGAGAGAUAUCCUACAUUUGUAGAUGCAUUGAGAGACUUGGAUGACUGCUUGACGCUCUGCUUUUUGUUCAGCACUUUCCCCUCUUUAAAAAGAGUUCCCAGAGACCAAUCUCUCCUGUGCAGGAGAUUAACUGUUGAGUUCAUGCAUGCCAUCAUAGCAGCAAAGGCUCUCCGUAAAGUAUUUGUUUCUGUCAAAGGAUAUUAUUACCAAGCAGAAAUUGAAGGACAAACUAUCACCUGGAUUGUUCCUCAUCAUUUCUCAUUUAAACCGCAAAAUAAAGAUGAAGUAGAUUUUAAAAUCAUGUCUACAUUUGUGGAAUUCUAUAUAAUGGUGUUGGGAUUCGUAAAUUUCAAACUAUUCCACUCCUUAAACUUAGUAUAUCCACCAAAAUUAACUGCUGGGCUGAAUUCUGAUGCAGAAAAAGAUUUAGUAGAUGAAAAGGCUUAUGUGGCAGAGAGAGUUGCUGCUAUGAACAUGUCAAUAGCACGAGUUGCUGGUUCCAAUGAAGCAGAGGAAUUACCAGACAUUGAUGUCUUUAACACAGAAGACAAUGACCCAGAAAAAAUGGAGGAAGCUAAGAAAGAAGCUGAGAAAAUAAAAGUACUCAAAACAAUGUUUAAAGGGCUGAAGUUCUUCAUAAAUCGGGAAGUACCAAGGGAACCUCUGGUCUUCAUAAUACGUUGCUUUGGUGGUGAAGUCUCUUGGGACAGAGACCAUUUCGUUGGAGCUACCUUUGAUGAAUCCGACGAGUCAAUUGCAUAUCAAAUUGUUGAUAGACCAUCUAUGGACAAGCAAUAUCUAUCUCGUUAUUAUGUACAGCCUCAGUGGGUAUUUGACAGUGUAAAUGCAAGAACACUGUUACCUAUUAAUAAGUACCUGAUGGGUGCAGUACUGCCGCCACAUUUAUCACCAUUCAUUGAUAAGACUAAGGAUCAAGUGUACAUGCCACCUGAGCAACGAGCUCUUAAUGACCCCAACUUCAAACCUCUUGAUGACGAGCCAUCUGAUGAAGAAAUUGAGGAAGCCAGUGAUGAAGAAAAAGAGGAACAAAGUGAACAAGAGGAUGGUGAGGAGGCUCUGGCUCGUCAAUACAAACAAGAGAUGGAACAAGAUUCACCAUCGGAAGAUGAUGAUGAUGAUGACCAAGACCCUGAUAAAAAGAAGGCUGCCAAGGAAAAGAAAAAGGCCAUGGCAGUGACAACUGGUGUACCCGUCAAAGAACAUCCAUACAAGAAAGAAAUUGAAGACAAACAAGCGUUCAGAUUACGAGAGAAACUUGUUCCGAAGAAACACAGAAACUUGUAUAAGAGUAUGAAAGCUGGACAGGAGAAACGAAAGAAAGAAAUCUGGCUAUUACGUAAGAAGAGGCGUCUACAUGAUGAAAAGGUUUCAGAAGAAAAGAAAGCUGUAAAACGCAAACAAAAAAUGCAAGCGUUAGAAGCUUAA
Messenger RNA from Danaus chrysippus (African queen), 1809 nucleotides. NCBI's taxonomy places the organism in Eukaryota, Metazoa, Arthropoda, Insecta, Lepidoptera, Nymphalidae. The record is from the annotation of a GenBank genome assembly.